CUCCUUUUGAAUCAGAGCAAAGCCUCGUUGUUGAGAUGCACGAUCAUCAGUUUUCCGCCCUGACCACCUUGUCUGUCAGAGAGCGCCAUGGCCGCUUGUUAGAAAAACAUGAUAGAAAGCAGGCGGAUCGAGUGGACUAUUUAAACAACUUACCUCUAUUUUCGUUACACUCCAUCGGUGUCGACAUGCAACCCAAGCCUCACAAAUUAUUCCAGUAUGGUCUUUUGGCAGGACUAGCAACGGAACACUGCAUUUCUACGGAUCAAAGUGGUUCACAUGGAGGCCAUCGAGACAAACGGCUGUUCUUCAACACCACAGCACCCUCCAGCAUUUUCAUCUGUGGCUCCCAAGGAUCCGGCAAGAGCCAUACGUUGUCCUGUCUUUUGGAGAAUUGCUUGGCCCGCUCAGAUGCUGCAGUGCUACCAAAGCCGCUUUCCGCCUUACUUUUUCAUUAUGAUACAUUUAUAUCCGACGAUGGCGGCUCUCCCUGCGAGGCCGCUUUUCUAUCAUCCUUGCCCGGUAUUCGCGUAAGGGUUGUAUGCGCACCAACCAACAUCAACACCAUCCGAAGGACUUACCAACAAUUGAAUGUUGAUAUAAAUCCACUUCAAAUCGAUAGUGGUGAUCUCAAUACGAAGCGCAUCCUCGAUCUCAUGGCCGUCAAAUCAGAGGAAGGGAGUGUUCCACUAUACAUUCACACAUUAAAUCGCAUUUUGAGAGAGAUGCGGCUAUCUCAGCAAGCGACUGGUGCAAGGUUCAAUUACGAGACCUUCAAAUCAGAGCUACUGGCCGCAGACCUGACACCAGCUCAAUUGGCACCGCUCAACCAACGCCUUGCCACACUCGAGAGUUUUAUGCCAAGGCCAGGAGGCAGCGGCUCCUCAUGGGAAAAUCAGCCAGGCUUACUGACAAUUGUCGACCUCUCAUGCCCAUGCAUCGCACCAGAAACAGCUUGUUCGUUGUUUAAUAUUUGCUUGAGUCUGUUCCUCGAGCAAAGCAUGACUUGCGGUCGAGUCAUUGCACUGGAUGAAGCGCACAAGUACAUGACCGGAUCUCCUGAAUCUUCGGUGCUUACAAACACGCUUCUGUCGACUGUAAGGCUGCAAAGACAUUUGGGAGUGCGUGUGUUUGUGUCCACGCAAGAGCCAACCAUAGCGCCGUCUUUCUUAGACCUUUGCAGCGUUACCAUCAUCCACCGAUUUUCCUCACCAGCAUGGUUGCGAGCCCUCGCGGCCCAUGUUGCACUCAUGCAGCAACAGGGACCAAGUGGAGCCGAUUCUCAGGAUGGCCCAGCUAACAGCCGCAAAGAAACGCCACAGGAAAUUUUCGAGAAAAUUGUCCGCCUCGGAACCGGAGAAGCUCUUUUGUUUGCCCCCAGUGCGAUGUCAGCUAUAGGUAGUCUCAGCCGCUCAUCAACAACCGAAACUUCAGGGUCUUAUGUCCGAGUCAAAGUGAGGGCAAGGCUGUCAGAAGAUGGUGGACGGAGCGUCCUUGCUGAUUAG
This is a messenger RNA of Periconia digitata, 1502 nucleotides long. The record is from the annotation of a GenBank genome assembly. Lineage: Eukaryota; Fungi; Ascomycota; Dothideomycetes; Pleosporales; Periconiaceae.